AACCUGGUGGAAGAGUUCAAGAUGAAGGAGGACGAAUUGUGGUACGACCACCAGGACCUCCAGCAAGAUCUCCAACUUGCUGCUGAGCUUGGGAAGACAUUGCUGGAUCGGAAUACAGAGUUGGAGGAUUCUCUUCAGCAGAUGUAUACAACCAAUCAGGAGCAGUUACAGGAAAUUGAGUACCUGAUCAAGCAGGUGGAGUUUCUGCGGCAGAUGAAUGAGCAGCAUGCGAAGGUUUAUGAGCAGUUAGAUGUCACAGCAAGGGAACUGGAAGAAACAAAUCAAAAGCUUGUUGCUGACAGCAAAGCCUCACAGCAGAAGAUUCUGAGUCUGACUGAAACAAUCGAGUGCCUGCAAGCCAACAUCGAUCACCUCCAGAGCCAAGUGGAAGAGCUGAAGUCAUCUAGCCAAGGAAAGCAGCCGGGGAAGUGUGACCAGAAGUCAGCACCCAGCUUCUCAUGUCUUGAAGAGCUCCAUGACCUGCGCCAACACUUCGUGUAUGACCACGUGUUUGCGGAGAUCACUUCCUUGCCAAGUCAGCCAAGCGCUGAGGAAGAGGACAACAAGCACUUGAAGAAGGCAGUGAGGACGCUGCAAGCACAGCUGAGCCUGGAGUGGCAGAGGCGGGGCGGGGUGGGGGGUGUGCCUGGUGAAGGAGUAUGGGCUUUUGUGCUGAAGGAGGACGUAGAGCUGCAGCAGCAGCUGGGGACCGCCAGCAUCUACCAGGCCCGGGUGCUGGAGCUGGAGGCUGAAGUGGCUGAAAUGCGGAGGGUGCUGUAGUCGGAGCGUUCCUUCGUGAAGGGGGUCGAGAAGCUGAUGCUCGAUUCCCUAUUUGUCCCUUUCAAGGAGCCUGACCAGAGCCUGCUCGAGGAGAUGCAGCUGACGGUGCCUGAGGCCCAGCAGAGGCCCCUCAAGCGCAGCAGCAGUGAGACAGUACUCAGUAGCUUGGCAGGCGGUGACAUCCUGAAGGGUCACGAGGACACAUGCAUCCGGAGGUCCAAGGCUAUGAAGCAGAGGGGCGUGUCCCUGCUGCAUGAAGUGGACACUCAGUAUAGUGCCCUGAAGGCGAAGUAUGAGGAGCUGCUGCGGAAGUGCCAGCAGGACGGGGACUCACUGUCCCACAAGGCUGUACAGACUGCCAGGGCUCCGGCUAGGGACCCAGCUGCCAGGGACUCAGCUGCCAAGGACCUGACCACCACUGGCACCCCUGAGCCUGCCAGCUCCCCCAGCAACACAGCGCCUCCGGAAUACAAAGUGCUCUUUAAGGAGAUACUCAGCUGCAUCCAAAAGACAAAGCAGGAGAUCCAGGAGCAGAGAAUGAAAUUUCGCUCUCUCCCCUCUCCUUCCUAA
Pteronotus mesoamericanus is the source of this 1350-nucleotide messenger RNA. RefSeq names its product cerebellar degeneration-related protein 2-like. The record is from RefSeq and is a predicted model, not a curated record. Lineage: Eukaryota; Metazoa; Chordata; Mammalia; Chiroptera; Mormoopidae.